GAAAUUCUGUCAAAGGAAAAUACUGUAUUAAGAUCUAUUCCGGCUCCUGUGAGGAAUUAUUUAAAGUUUUAAAAUAACUUAGAUACGUUAACUGAAACCUUAGUACUUUAUUUCGUUUUUCUUUAACUUUAAUAAAAAACUGAGGUUAACGGGCCUUAACACGCAAGGCGACAUACAUGCACCAAAUUCAUGUUUCUGCAGUUUAUGGAACCGUGUUCGCAAAGCAGAACGAUGGCAUUUAAAACCAGUACAUUUUUGUCACAGUUUGACAGGUGCGUUUCAUAGUCCUUAAUUUCUUCUACGAAAAUGAGCAUCUUAUACGUGCGGACAUAUGCUGGAGAUGAACCGGGAGGAGCGGAGUUUACCGUAGGGAGGAAACCGCUCGUCGGCGGUGUCCUCGUGAUCGCAAUAGUUCUAUGAAUAUUGCAGGAGCUGAUGUCAGCGCGCGGUAUAAAGCGAUGCCACGUUUUGGACAGUCAGUGCCCUGCGAGCGGACUCCGCAGCCCUUCCAGUACCAGAACCAGUCCCAGUCCGAGUACCAGUCCCAGUACCAUGGCGAGCGGCCGGCUCGUUCUCCUCAGCGUGUCCUGCUCCGUCCUCUUCCUCCUGGGCGCCUGUGAUGAGUCUCUGGAGACUCGUUCGCCGGAGAACCCCGUCAAGACCCAGGAGGAGAAGGAGCUGAUUGAAGCUUUGCAAGAAGUUCUGGAGAAACUGAAAAAUAAGCAAAUGCCCUCAGCGGAGAAGAAACUGGGCUGGGUUCCAUCGUGCGACGCCGGGGAGCAGUGCGCCAUUCGCAAGGGCGCCAGGAUCGGGAAGCUGUGCAACUGUCCGCGGGGAACCUCCUGCAACUUCUCCAUCCUCAAGUGCUUGUAGAGAGAGAACGGGGCGCGGAGUCUUCUUCCGAGCGUCAUUUCGCCGUGACGAUGCCGCGUGGAAACUUCGCGCUGCUGUUCCUGCUUCCCUUCCCUUUCGAGUAGCGUUGGGAGUAAUUGAAUUAAAACAAUCCAUAGCCUAUAAGUUGUCUUUUAUAACCAUUUGAAGCCACUUUUCUUUGAACUACAAGUAAAAAGAUGAAAUGUUUAUCUAGCGCUCUUUUAAAUCAUCCAGUGCGUCUCCCACGUUUCCUUGCUUAUUCAUGGACACUGUAUUUGAUGGGCAUAAAUGCUUCUCUCUUCGUUGUACUACCUCCUUGUUUCAAGUCAUACCUGAUUUAUAGCUACUUGUUGUCUUCCGAAUGUCUAUUAAAAUACUUAAUUUUUAUUUUCUUCCUUCCUUUCCUGUUCUGAACACCUCUAAUGACAACGUGGUAAUGUUGUUAAAGUCUCCAUGAAGUUGUUCUGUAUCGAAUUACUCUUGCUGUCUGCAAUAUGAUAAUUAUAAACCGGUUCUUAUAGUGAAAUACUUAAUGUAAACGGAUGUAUUAUUAUUCCAAGGCAAUUAAC
Molecule: messenger RNA, 1442 nt
Organism: Scleropages formosus (Asian bonytongue)
Lineage: Eukaryota; Metazoa; Chordata; Actinopteri; Osteoglossiformes; Osteoglossidae
Product: cocaine- and amphetamine-regulated transcript protein
Exons: 3
Coding region: 436-873 (145 amino acids)
Biological process (GO): adult feeding behavior; cellular response to starvation; positive regulation of MAPK cascade
Molecular function (GO): neuropeptide hormone activity
Source: RefSeq, a predicted model, not a curated record